CUCACACACAGAAGUGCUAAAGAGAAGAGCAUUCUGUGUUUGUAAGGCCUUGACUCACGCACGCAUGAUGGAGAAACAAGACGGGACGCCAGACUUCCACAGACUGACCUCAGCUGAGAGCUGGAGCUCGGAUCGGUCCAGCGACUCGUGUGAAUACUAUCAGACGGAGAUAUUUGGCCUGUUGCCGAGCUCACAGGCUCAUCGGCGGUUUCACGCAGAAGCCAUCGCAGAUGAUCCGGAUCAGAGUCUGCUGGACAGAGUCUCCUGGAACCCCAGCGUCCCGCUCCGAGAUCUGCCCGUCUGUCUGCAGGACAAGAGAGACAUCCGAGAGCGGCAGCACCUGCAGAGCCACAGCAUUAGCUACUGGGACUCGUGGAGGCGGAGCCAGCAGAAAACAAGGCGGCGCUUAAAGGAACAUGUGGGCGGGGCCGUAUCAGGACUGUUGCUGUGGAGACACACGCUCCAUAAGAUCGAAGGUCAGUUUGGGGUCGGGGUGAAGGCGUACUUUGUGUUCCUACGUUACCUGGUGUGUCUGAACCUGCUGUACUGCGUCAUCAUCGCCGGAUCGGUGCUGACGCCAACCCUGGUGUUCGCACAGAACUCAAAUACUCACGGAUCUCUGGGAUUCCAGAACUUCUCAUUCAAAGACUUUUUUGUCGGAUCGGGUGUUCUUGAAUCCUCUCCAGUGUUUCAUAGUUUCUACACUCGUGGAUCUCUUGAUUUAGAUUGUUUAAACACUCCGAUCCUCUUUCUCCUUGGCAUGACCUCUGUCCUCUUCCUCAGCAUCAUGAUGGUGGUCCGCAGGACAGUGGUCGGCUACAAACACUCGUGGCUCACAGGAAAUCGCUUCAGCUCCAACUUGAGUUACAAGGUGUUCUGUGGGUGGGAUUUCAGCAUCCAGAACCCUCAAGCAGCGUCACUGAAACAAAACUUCAUCAGAAACGAACUCAGGAUGGAUCUAGAAGAGCAGACGUUUCAGCAGAGAGUCCAGCAGCGAUCUCUCAGACACUGGGUCGAGCUCAUCUUCCUGCGGAUCCUUCUGAACUUCCUGGUGCUGGUUUUUCUGGGCAGCUCAUUCGCCCUGAUAUAUUUUGCCAUCGACAAGUCACAAAUUAAGUAUGAGAAUCAUUGGAUUGUGUGUCUGAUGUUAGAGUAUCUUCCUCCGAUCACAAUGACGACAGUAAACUACAUACUUCCACACGUUUUCAGUAAGAUCUCAGAGUUUGAAGAUUACUCGCUCACCAUCCAGCUGAACCUCACACUAAUCAGGAGUAUUUUCCUAAAGCUGGCAUCUUUGGGCAUCUAUCUGUUCUACUUCAUUAAAGCUCAAGCAUCUAUGAAUCAAAAAACACACAAGUGCACAGAGAAUGCGUUUGGGAAGGAGAUGUACAAGCUCACCAUCUUUAACCUCCUGGAGUGUUUCUUCAAUGCGUUUUGUGUGGCCUACCCAAGAAUGUUAUUGGUGGAGAGGUUUCCAUCCUCAAAGCUGGUGCAGUUAUUAGGCAAGAAGCAGUUUGAGAUCUCCUUCAAUGUUCUGGAUCUGGUCAACAGUCAGACAGUCACGUGGGUCGGCGUGUUUUACUGUCCUCUGCUGCCAGCCAUCAACACCAUCAGGCUGCUGUUCUUCUUCUACGUCAAGAAGUUCACAGUGGUGCGGUGUUGUGCGCCGGCUCAGAGAAUGUUUCGGACCGCAAGUUCAUCUGUUCUCUUCCAUUUCAUGCUGUUGUUGGGUCUCUUCAUGGCUGUGGUCACAUUAGUUGUCAAUAUCAACAGGGUUGAUCAGGGUGGCUGUGGCCCGUUUGAAGGCAACAGGACCGUGUUUAAUGUGACGAGCGUGUGUUUAAAGACACUUCCGGAUCCGGUCCAGACCACCAUCAACUACAUCUCAUCUGAGGCCUUCGCCUUCACUCUCAUACUGGCUGAAGUUGUCAUACUGACGUCGUACGUGUCUUGUGGACGAGCGAAUCGUAAAGCCAUCGAGAGACUGAAGGACAUGUUGGUGAUGUGCAGCUCUGAUAAACGCUUCCUGGUGAAGCAGCACUCGACGAUCAUGAGACGACAGCAGAGAACACGCUAACAUCCCGUGAAAAAAUACGAUAAAAUUUAAACAAAUGGUAACUUAAAAACUUCCUCUUUGUUUAAAAAAACAAACAAGAAAUUACACUGAACAACUUGAUCUGAAGCUAUACUCAGCAAAAAUGGUCUGUGUGUUUAUAAGUGUCAUGAAAAACUAAAUUACACCAGCUUUUGGCUGUAAUGUAAAUAAACAUCAGAGGGGAAAUAAAGUAAAUUCACCAAAUGUAUGAUAUGAGUCUUUUAAAGUUGAGGAAGAGGCAGGAUUUGCACUGAUUUCAUCUCAUUCAGAGCUUUAUUCUCUGUACUCAUGACCUUUGACCAAAGUUCACCUAAAUGUCAGUUUAAUGUGCAAAGGCCUGUUUACACCAGUAACAAUAACUAUAUUUGCAUCCACACCAACGCACAAUAAUGUUUUGUUUAUUAUAGGCAUGCUGCAGUUUUGUUGCCUGUCACUUUAAAUGCUUUUAAAGACUGAUGGAUUUUGAUUGGCUGUCAAUGUUUUUAUUGUUCAUCAGAUGGAAAAUAAUUGCUUUGAAUGUGAUUCCAACAUGGUUCCUCUGUAGUUAUCGUUAUACAGUAGUUGUGUUGUGGAAAUGUUAUAAUUGUAUUCACUGUCCUCGUUGUGAACGGGCUUUAAAUAUCAACAUACUGUAUCAGUACUGUAAAGUAUGUUUGUGUUCUGUGAUGUUUAUGGAAACAGUAUUUUUGCAAUUCGUGUGGUACUUUUAGUGUUUUUACAUUUUAAAGCUCUUGGUCAGUAUUAUUCACACAUAAUAUAAUAAUUUUGUUAUGCUUUAGUUCCUUAAGUGUGUGCAUUUCAGUUCAUUUGUAAAUGUAUUCUCACAAUAAAGUGUUAUAUUAGUAUCA
Molecule: messenger RNA, 2943 nt
Organism: Onychostoma macrolepis
Lineage: Eukaryota; Metazoa; Chordata; Actinopteri; Cypriniformes; Cyprinidae
Gene: tmc8
Product: transmembrane channel-like 8
Exons: 16
Coding region: 65-2077 (670 amino acids)
Cellular component (GO): plasma membrane
Molecular function (GO): mechanosensitive monoatomic ion channel activity
Source: RefSeq, a predicted model, not a curated record